AUCUCUCUUUCUCCCCUUCCAUCGCUGCUCUUUUUUCAUGCACGUCCAAUUGCUUGCGUCUCAGGUGUAAGCCUACCUAUUCACCUGUUGUCAGGUGGGGCGGAAUUGCUUCUCUCUCACUGACAACUGCCAGCGGUCACUCUUGCCACUGGGCGCCACAGAGACCGGCUCAUCAUCCUCGGGCCAUCGUCUUCUCCUCCCGCGGUUUAAUGUUUAGCUCAGGGCAAACGCAGGACGGGGCAGAAGAGGAGAUACAGAGACAGCGGCGGCGUGUGUGACGGCGGCACACAGACACACACACACACACACACACACACACACACACACGCACACACGCACACCAGUAAUCUAUUGAGAUGAGUUUGAGCCUAACAGAGCAGCACUGAGCGAACAUGGAGACUGGAACUCGAUCAUGGAAGAGAGUGGGCGCCAGGCUGGCAUCAAGGGACCGAGGAGACACAGAGGCACCUGAUGCUGAGUCACCGGGCGACGGUCAGGCGUCCCCACAGAACGCUCUGUCCCCACUGGCGCGCCUCUACCUCUACGCCCUCCACGGCCUGCUCUGUGAGGUGGCCUUCACCGCCGCCUGGGACCUCUGCGUCACCCGCGACCCGCGCCUGCCCGGCCACACCAGCCUCUGGGCGCUGCCCAUGUACGGCCUGGCCGUCUUCUUCGUGGAGGAGCUGAGCUCGCGGCUGAAGCGCAAGCGCUGCCCCCUGGUGGCCCGGCUGGCCCUCUACACCGUCCUGACGUACGCGUGGGAGUUCAGCUGGGGCUUCGCGCUCCGGCUGGCGGGCGCGUGCCCGUGGGACUACUCCCACUUCCAGUACAACUUCCUGGGCCUGGUCACGCUGGAGUACGCCGUCCCCUGGGCCGUGGCGGCGCUGAUGGCCGAGACACUCGUGGUCCACUACACGUUAAGGUUACGCCUGGAGAGCUGAGGGAAAGGCCUCGGCACGGUGCUGCAGUAUAGUGGCCUCGGGUAGAUGGGGUCAAUACUCAGGAAGGACAAUUGUUUCGUUUUGUUGUGUCUUACGAGUGGCUGAGUGACGUGGCUGAGUUGUGAAUGAAAAAAAAAAAAGUAAAUUUUGUUCCUGCGGGGAACCAUGUUAAACGAUCACAAGAACUGUUGGGUUCUCUUUUUAUUCCAGUCCUUCUCAUUCCCAUUCUGAGACAAAAAAUGAUUGACAAAAAGUACACAAAUAAUGUACGGGCUACUGGGAGAUGUAUAUACAUUUUCUACUCUCAGGCCUAGUUAUCUCCUUUGCAGAAGCUCUCUCAAACCCUAAAGCUACACACUGCACCUUGAAAGCCUCUGGCUGUUUCAGGCUCUGUGGACUCUGAGGAUCUCUCUGUUGAUUGGUUGGCUGGACGGUGUAUUUUGCAGCCCUGAAAUAGAUAUGCAGUCAUACCUUGUAACAUCUUCAGUGGAACAUUAAUCUAUGCAAGAAUACCUCAGGUACACCACUACAAUGCAUUUCAUGUUAGCAACUUGCCACAUGCCGUACUACCUUUGAGUGCAAUGUCAGCACAUCAAAACAAGACUCUCAUUUUCAAGCCUCAAACUAAUUUCUGAAGGUUUAUAGAUGGACAGCAAUACAUACUUCAUUGUGUUGGAUCACUAGCAUUCUACCAAGAGGACAACUUCACUUAUCCAUGCAUACUUGGACUUUUUGCUGUGUGGCCACUUUCAUAGUGCAACUCAUAUGAAAAGCAGAAACACUAUGCAGUACUUGUAGUUUAUGUAUAUAUUAUAUAUAUCAUUGAUCUUUUCCCUCGUUCUCCUUCUCUCUGCCCUAUAAGCCAUUGCUUGAGUGUGAGUAAUUUACCGAAACCAAUAGAGAACAGAGAAAUGCAUGCUUUUACUUGCUUAAUGAAUUCCCCGUCUGACUGCAUUAGAACUGCAAUAACUCCACACGCUCCUGAUAACAACACACUGAGAUAAACACUCCUGUGGCCGCCCAGUUGGAGCAACUCCACUCAAGUAGCCUACUUAUGAAUGACAGAGCUAAUGACUGACUGAGUGGAUGACUUCUCUGUGUGUUUUUUUGUUCUUUUUUUUAUUUAUUUAUUUUUUCGUAUAAAUAAAGCUAAAUUCAUGGUUGAA
Sardina pilchardus (European sardine) is the source of this 2107-nucleotide messenger RNA. Its product is annotated as transmembrane protein 229B-like. The transcript is spliced from 2 exons. NCBI's taxonomy places the organism in Eukaryota, Metazoa, Chordata, Actinopteri, Clupeiformes, Clupeidae. The coding region runs from base 393 to 941 and encodes 182 amino acids. The record is from RefSeq and is a predicted model, not a curated record.